Sorghum bicolor (sorghum) is the source of this 1044-nucleotide messenger RNA. Its product is annotated as trinucleotide repeat-containing gene 18 protein. Lineage: Eukaryota; Viridiplantae; Streptophyta; Magnoliopsida; Poales; Poaceae. The record is from RefSeq and is a predicted model, not a curated record. The coding region runs from base 224 to 883 and encodes 219 amino acids. The transcript has 2 exons.
GCAUGCAUAUCCACUCCCUCCCCUCUUCCUUGCCAUUUUUGCGGUUCCAGCCAAUCCACCCCCAUGAUCGCCGCCGCCCCCUCCUCGCCUCCUGACGAGCCGGCAUAUAUAUAAAUAGACGCACGCCCGCACGCAGGAACCCCAAGCCGGGUCCGUGCCUUCUGAUAUACUCCGAUCAUCCUACCGAUCAUCCUAAUUCCUAACCCACCACCGCGCGCUUCGAAUGAUGGGAGAGGCUUCCGAGGCCGUGGCGGCGCUCCACGCAGGAGGGGAGGACGGCGGCGGCGGCGUUGCCACCGGAGGUUGUUGGGUAUCCGGGAGUACAGCAGGGUCGGCGUCGGCGUCGUCGGGGAUCGGGACGGCGUCCAGCGGGUCGUCGUCGUCGUCGUCUUCGCUCUUCUCAUCGACGACGACGUGGAGCGUGGGUGACGAAGACGAGGACGGAGACUGCGCGACGUCGUCCUCCCGACCGGCGGCGGAUCGUCGUCGUCGUCAUCGUCACUUCUCGUCCUUGUCUUCAUCGUCGUCGUCCUCGAUGUCGUCAGAGUCGGAGGCGUCGCAGAUGAACGGGGCCGCUGGCGGCCCGCUCUACGGGAUGUCGACGAUGCGCGAUGAUCUCCCGCCGGCUCAAGGACUCAGAACGGGGCUAUCUAUGUACUACAAGGGGAGGUCGGAGUCCUUCACAUCGCUAGCCGACGUCAUCUGCGUGGAGGACCUUGCAAAGAAGACCACCCUGUACAUCAGGAGGCCAAAGGCGUCCAGACGUCACGCUGCAGCGCUGGGUGUGAAGAACAGGUUGUCAAAGACAGUAGCAAGGAAAGAGCCACCCAGGGGGAGGAAACCAGCUGCAUCUGAAUGCCAGGGAAAGCUAUACAGAUGCUAGGUCACGCUCACGCAAAUGUAAUAAUCAAGUACUUUAUGCAUUAGUUACCAUCGAUUGGUGGCCACCUAUCUUCCUUCGUCAGUAGAGCUUUUCUGCGAUUGGAAUUUCCAGGAAUUCUGUUUACUUCUCAUGUUAAUAGUGAUAAAUCCUGUGUCUCCGGU